Molecule: messenger RNA, 762 nt
Organism: Baudoinia panamericana UAMH 10762
Lineage: Eukaryota; Fungi; Ascomycota; Dothideomycetes; Mycosphaerellales; Teratosphaeriaceae
Exons: 1
Coding region: 1-762 (253 amino acids)
Biological process (GO): protein complex oligomerization; [2Fe-2S] cluster assembly
Cellular component (GO): mitochondrion
Molecular function (GO): ATPase activator activity; protein-folding chaperone binding
Source: RefSeq, a predicted model, not a curated record
AUGAAGCGAGGAAUCGUACAGAGCGUCCCAAGCGUGCUGCACCCUACAAGGCUUCUUACGCUCAACGUCCCCCAAAGUAUUCCUUUUGUAUGCGCCGCCUGUCGACAAGCAGCAGCUGGACGCCGAAGGGCACCCGAUCCAAUAAAGCUGAGACGCUCAUUUGCGUCAAGUAUACAUAGAGGGGAAGACACGAAUCCACAGCAUCCCCAGCGGGAGACUGUAACACCACAAACCCACUACGACUUCUUCCCGCAGACGUUUCCGUCCGGCCCGCCACCCAGGACACCAUUUACGCCUGAUCUGAAGCAGCUUCGGAAGGAAUUUUUACAAUUACAAAGCAAGGCGCACCCGGACCUGGCACCAGCAGAACAAAAGCGGCAAGCUGAAGCACUAAGCAGCCGGAUCAACGAGGCAUACAAAACAUUGCAGGACCCAUUGAAGCGCGCACAGUACCUACUGGCCCUUCAAGGUAUAGACGUAGAGGACGAGUCGGCAAAGUUGUCGGAGAAUGCGUUGCUGAUGGAGGUCAUGGAGGCGCGAGAAGCAGUCGAUGAGGUGGAGAGCGAAGAGGAGCUUGUAAGCUUGCGGCAAGAGAACGAUGUCAGGAUUGCCGAAAGCGUCGAGAGACUUGACAACCUGUUUGGCAGUGGAGAUCUGGACAACGCAGCGCAAGAAGCAAUACGCUUACGGUAUUGGAAGAACAUUGAGGAAAGUAUCCAUGGAUGGGAGAAGGGCAGAGGAGGUGGUUUGCUACAUCACUGA